GUUAGAGCGUCGCAAAUGGGAAGCACACGCCACGGUGGAAAAGCGAAUACUCUCUAGGUUACUUCUAAUUAUACCAUGGCUUCCACGUCGAUUCCGUGUUUGUGGAUUACAUUUUGCCUUCAUUUAUUUUGUUACAUGGACACUGGAAAAGCACAGAAUGCGAAAGAAGUGAUUCUGUUGGAUUCCAAGGCGCAGCAGACAGAACUGGAGUGGAUUUCGUAUCCUCCAAGUGGGUGGGAGGAAAUCAGCGGGUUGGAUGAGAACUACACUCCAAUACGCACAUACCAAGUGUGUCAGGUCAUGGAGCCAAAUCAGAAUAACUGGCUUCGGACUAACUGGAUUGAGAAGGGCGAUGCCCAAAGGAUUUUUGUGGAACUGAAGUUCACCUUGAGGGAUUGUAACAGCCUACCUGGAGUGGUUGGGACUUGCAAGGAAACGUUCAACUUGUACUACCAGGAAACCGAUUCGGAAGUUGGCAGGAAUAUACGAGAGAGCCAAUACGUGAAAAUUGACACAAUUGCUGCAGAUGAAAGCUUCACUCAAGGGGACCUGGGGGAAAGGAAGAUGAAGCUGAAUACUGAAGUGCGCAUAAUUGGUCCCCUGUCCAGACGAGGGUUCUACCUGGCCUUCCAGGACGUCGGGGCGUGCAUCGCUCUGGUCUCUGUCAAAGUUUAUUACAAGAAGUGCUGGUCCAUCAUCGAGAACCUGGCCACGUUCCCAGACACUGUGACUGGGUCCGAGUUCUCCUCCCUGGUCGAGGUCGAGGGCACGUGUGUAAGUGAUGCCGAGGAGGAGGCCGACAAUUCUCCCAAGAUGCACUGCAGUGCUGAGGGAGAAUGGCUGGUGCCCAUUGGGAAAUGUAUAUGCAAAGCAGGAUUUCAUCAGAAGGGCGAUGCAUGUGAACCCUGUGGCCGUGGGUUCUACAAGUCAUCGUCCCAGGACUUGCAGUGCUCCCGCUGCCCAGCACACAGCUUCAACGACCGGGAGGGAUCCGGCCGCUGCGACUGUGAGGACGGAUACUACCGGGCUCCCAUUGACCCUCCGUCUGUAGCCUGUACCCGACCUCCCUCGGCGCCACAGAACCUGGUCUACAACAUCAACCAGACCACCGUCAGCCUGGAGUGGAGUCCGCCGGCCGACACCGGGGGUCGGAACGACGUCACCUACAGGAUUAUGUGCCGGCGGUGCAGCUGGGAGCCGGAGGAGUGCGUGGCGUGCGGAGGCCACGUGGGGUUCUCACCCCAGCAGGCAGGAUUAGUGGACACCUAUGUGACGGUGAUGGACCUCCUGGCUCACGCCAACUACACCUUCGAGGUGGAGGCGGUCAACGGCGUCUCGGACCUCAGCCGUACGCAGCGUCUCUUCGCCGCGGUCAGCAUCGCCACCAGUCAAGCAGCUCCGUCCCAAGUCAGCGAAGUCAUCAAGGAGCGCGUGCAGCAGCGGAGCAUCCAGCUGUCCUGGCAGGAGCCGGAACAGCCCAACGGCGUCAUCACCGAAUAUGAGAUCAAGUACUAUGAGAAAGAACAGAAGGACCGGAUCUACUCAACGGUGAAGUCUAAGUUGACGUCAGCCACGGUCAACAACCUGAAGCCCAGCACGUCCUACGUGUUCCAGAUCAGGGCUUUCACCGCAGCAGGCUACGGAACGUACGGGCCUCGGCUGGAAAUCACCACCAAGGAGGAGGCCACAGCCGCGACGGUCUCCAGCGAGCAGAACCCCGUCAUCAUCAUUGCGGUGGUGGCUGUGGCAGGGACCAUCAUCCUGGUAUUCAUGGUGUUUGGCUUCAUCAUUGGGAGAAGGCACUGUGGCUACAGCAAAGCGGAUCAAGAGGGGGAUGAGGAGCUGUAUUUCCAAUUUAAAUUUCCAGGCACCAAAACAUACAUUGACCCUGAAACCUACGAGGACCCGAACAGGGCUGUCCAUCAAUUUGCCAAGGAGCUGGAUGCGUCCUGCAUUAAGAUUGAGCGAGUUAUUGGAGCAGGAGAGUUUGGAGAGGUGUGCAGCGGCCGCUUGAAGCUGCCGGGGAAGAGGGACGUGUCGGUGGCCAUUAAAACCCUGAAAGUAGGCUACACAGACAAACAACGGAGGGACUUCCUGUGUGAGGCCAGCAUCAUGGGUCAGUUUGACCAUCCCAACGUGGUCCAUCUGGAAGGAGUGGUCACCAGAGGGAAACCAGUCAUGAUUGUGAUUGAAUACAUGGAGAAUGGCUCGCUAGAUGGUUUCCUCAGGAAACACGACGGUCAGUUCACAGUCAUCCAGUUGGUUGGCAUGCUGCGCGGCAUAGCGGCAGGGAUGAGAUACCUCUCAGACAUGGGAUACGUCCAUCGAGAUUUGGCUGCUCGAAACAUCCUUGUCAACAGCAACCUCGUAUGUAAAGUGUCUGACUUCGGUCUGUCAAGAGUGAUCGACGACGAUGCAGAGGCUGUCUACACGACGACGGGGAAGAUGCAGGAUAUAAUGAAUUUGAUCUUUACUCCCGCCACUGACCUGCGUUUUACUGAACAGGGCGGAAAAAUUCCAGUCCGAUGGACUGCAACGGAAGCCAUCCAGUAUCGUAAAUUCACUUCCGCAAGUGAUGUGUGGAGUUAUGGCAUUGUCAUGUGGGAAGUCAUGUCCUAUGGAGAACGGCCUUACUGGGACAUGUCCAAUCAAGAUGUUAUAAAAGCCAUAGAAGAAGGCUAUCGCCUUCCUGCCCCUAUGGACUGUCCUCCUGGUCUACACCAGCUUAUGCUGGACUGCUGGCAGAAAGACAGAGCUGAUCGACCUAAAUUUGAUCAAAUAGUGGGCAUCCUGGAUAAGAUGAUUCGUAACCCCAAUACCUUGAAAACCCCAGUAGGGACCUGUACGAGACCGAUCAGUCCACUGUUGGACCAGAGUACACCAGACUUCACCUCAUUCCGCUCUGUAGGGGAGUGGUUGGAAGCCAUCAAGAUGGACAGAUACAGGGACAACUUCACAGCGGCAGGCUACGGCUCGCUGGAGUCUGUGGCCAGGAUGUCUAUUGAGGAUGUGAUGAGUUUGGGGAUCACUUUAGUGGGUCAUCAAAAGAAGAUCAUGAGCAGCAUACAGACUAUGAGAGCCCAGGUGUUGCAUCUUCACGGCACGGGCAUCCAGGUGUGACAGACGUCAUGGCCCACGGUGGACUGGGCAACAGAGCUAUCUAUAGCAGCGCUAGGGCCGGAACUAGGGUCAUCAUCGAAGGUCAAAAGAUUCCUGUGUCUGAAUCUUCCGGAUGUCCGGAUUGAAAUCAUUCCCCUGUUCCCUGGCAAAGAACUGUAGUUCCUGUUUAAAAUGGGUGCUAAUGAGAGAGAGAAAGGGCCAUACUACCUGGACGAUUCGUGAAAGCUCUUCGGAACUCUCGACCACAUAACAAAUGGAAAUGGCACGUUGGAAAGGAGUUGAAUUCUUAUUACCUUGUUGUUUUACCUUUGUGAAUGAUUUAGUUGCACACCGUCAAUGGAUUAAAAAAAAAAAAAAAAAAAAAAA
This is a messenger RNA of Hypomesus transpacificus, 3486 nucleotides long. RefSeq names its product eph receptor A7 (gene epha7). The coding region runs from base 76 to 3120 and encodes 1014 amino acids. The transcript is spliced from 17 exons. Gene Ontology annotation, cellular component: neuron projection; plasma membrane. Gene Ontology annotation, biological process: cell surface receptor protein tyrosine kinase signaling pathway; protein phosphorylation; axon guidance. The record is from RefSeq and is a predicted model, not a curated record. Gene Ontology annotation, molecular function: protein binding; ATP binding; transmembrane-ephrin receptor activity. Lineage: Eukaryota; Metazoa; Chordata; Actinopteri; Osmeriformes; Osmeridae.